GUCAGUUAGCUGAACGCUGCGUGGAUUUCUGGCAGCGAUAGUUCACGUCAGUUAGCUGGCUAGCUGGCGGAGCUAACUAGCUGGCCGGGGGAUAAAGCCCACCCAGCGCGGAGCACCGAAUAUCAAGCCGGUUCAGCCGUUUCAGUGACCUCCACAAACACACGACGUACUAGGGUAACUAAACACAAUUAACAACAGAUCCAAACGACCAGUGAGUUCACACACGGGCUGUGUAAUCUCGGAUAUUUGUCCGCUCUUUCUCUGUUUUCUUGAGUUGUAGCAGCGAUUUUCCUCUGAUCGCCGCUUUAAGAAGGUCCUAGGAAAGAUUACACCGUGCCCGCUGCGCCUUUGUAGAAACCGUAAGCGUUCAAUAGGCACUGGUUAGGGCAGCUACUUAUUGUCGUUGGGUUGGCUUGAUUUGCUGCCCCGUCGAAGCCGUCACCCGGCUCUUCUUUGUGUCAACAUGAGUCCCCGCCCUCACGGGCUGUACAGGAGUAACAUCGCGAGUAGCCGUUACUCUGGGUACGUUCCAGACGGUUAGUACUCAAAAAAAUAAAUAUGUCACAAGUUAAAUUCCCGCUUUUAUCGCGUGGCGUUAAACCCGUCGCUUUAUUUACAGCGUUAAAAAAACGUUAAAAGUACACCUUUAAACGUACGUGACUUGAACUUAGUGAAUUGGGUGCUGCGCAGUGGAUCUUGCGCCGCCUGUUGCCAUUGACAACUGCGUCUGGAACGAACCAUAGCGUCACACCCACGAUCACGUGACAAGGAAAAACAAACGCGCGGUACUACUUAGUUACCCCAAACAGUCACGUUCAGUUAAAAAAGAAGUGUGUUUAGGAGGUGAAGUGUUGUUUUUUAUUUUAUUUUAUUUAAAAUAAUGCAAAGUAACGGCCGGAGGCCAGAUUUAGUAAGAGCCCGAGCACCGAGCAGCAGCUGUGGGGCUGAAGCAAAAGCAGUCCGUAAAGUUCAGAGCAGGAAGGUUCCCUACAGAGUUGGAUACAGCUGGAACAGAGGUGGACGGCUGAAGGAGCUGAGGAUAAGGCACUUGGCAAGGAAGUUCCUGAAGAUAUGGAUCCAGAAAACCUUUGGACGAGUUCUUCCUCAUGAAGCCAGGUUUCACUAUAGGAGCGUGGUACUGAGACGAACCUUUGAAGGAUGGAAAGACGAGUGGUGGGCGUCCCGGAGAGAGUGGAGUCUUACAAUGCGAGCAGAGUGUCACCACAGGUACUAUCUGUGUAACUUGGCCUUCCGUAGCUGGCGAACGUUUAUGACACUGCAGAGGGAAAAGAAGAGCAAGAUCCAAGAUGCUCAAUCAUUUGCUGAUAGGCAACGGAUGCGUCUGGUCUUGGACAGAUGGGAGGUUUUCACAGAGAUGAGGCAAAUGAAGAACAGAAUGCUUCAAUCUGCCCUUGAGCUGAACAGACUCACAACCCUGCACUCAGUGUGGAGCUUGUGGCAGACCAGACUGCAGCAGCAGCAAGACCUUUACGCUUUAGAGGAACAAGCCCUGAAACAGAAGGCGCUAACUUUACAGAGCAGGACUUGGCUUCAGUGGAAAGCAAUGCACACAGCUGCUUGUUGUCAGAGAGAGAAAGAAUCUAAAGCUGCUCGUCACUUCAUCCUCAGACUGAAAGGAAAAACACUACGUCGUUGGAAAAGUUAUGUGUCCAGUCUCCAAAUCAAGAAAAAGUCACAAGCUGUGGCUCAGCGUGCAUACCAUCUCCACCUGAUGAUGACGUGUUGGAGUAAAUGGAGCAGUGCCUUGCUUCGCAAACAAAGCGAGGAGGUGCGUUUGGAAGCCGCAGGGCAUUUGGCCGUACGGAGCAGCCAACGCAGAGCACUGGAGCGCUGGAGAGCUUACGUGACAUUGUGCCGAGAAGAGGAUGAAAAAAACAGGAUUGCAAGUCGACAUCAUCGUCAUCAUUUACUGCGUGCCGGACUACAGGGACUUUCUCUUAACGUCAUCCGGAACAAAACUCACCGACUGAACAACAACAUGGCUGUCCAACAUUAUCAUCAGACUAUGACAAACAAGUAUUGGAAGCUGUGGCAGGACCGUCUGGAGGAAGCUGAAGAUGAGUGUUUUCAACCCCAAAGAGAAAUGGCGCUGACUACCUACAGCACGUCUCUGAUGAGCAGCUGUUUUCACUACUGGAGAGAGAAACUUGCUGAGCAGAGACACAUGCAGGAACUGGAGCGGCGUGCCGACAUGUGGUUUGCUGAACGCGUGUUGCCUCUGUGUUUUAACUCGUGGGUUGAUUUUACUCUGCAGAGGAGACUCCGUGAACAGAGGAAACACAAGGCGGAAGUUUAUAAUCGCCAGCGUCAGUACACUUGGGUGUUUUACACCUGGUGGGGACAUUCAGAGAAGCACAAGGAGCAGAUGCUUUCUGAGCGGAUGGCAGUUUUACACGAGGAGCAGUGCCGCUUGCAGAGAGCCUGGAGUCGCUGGAGACAGCGGACAGAGCAGCGGAUCAAGGAGGAGGAGAAACGGGAAGCCUCAGAGCGUCUGUACCUACACAGGCUGCUUCGCAAAACAGUGACACAGUGGAAGGACAACAGCACCGAGAUACGACACAGGAGAAAUCAAGAGCAGCAGGCCUGUCGUCAGGGUGACCUGCGUUGCAUGAGAUGGGCUGUGGAAAAAUGGAAACAGUUUGUUCAGAGCCAGCGAGUGAAGAGAAGCAGACUGAAGCAGAUGCAGCGUUACCAUGAAGUUAAACUACUCAAACGCACGUUUGUGGCCUGGAAGACACACCAUCUUCAAAUAUCUCAGGUCUAUGCUCACGCAGAGGAACUUUACACGCGACAUAAACAGAACUCUCUCAGGAAGGUUCUGUCGGUCUGGAGGGAGAACGCAGUGCUUCUGGCAGAAGUCAGGCUCAUGGAGCAACGAGCACAGGAUCACUUCCAGCAUUUCCUCCAACUGAAGGUGCUUCUUGCUUGGAGAGAAGCAACAACACGUGCAGUAUCAAAGCGCCACCAGCAGGAGGAAGCAGUCAGCAGGGCUCAGAGGUCCAUAAAUCAAGUGCGGCUGCUGCGGUCCUUGAGACAAUGGAGGAAGCGAACCAGGGAGGCUCGGAGAGAGCGGAUCUGCAUGGAAAAAGCCAGACGGCACCAUGAGUCCGAACUCCUUUCCAAGGCGAUGAAAGCAUGGAAUGUGCAUCACAGCCAAUAUCAGAAAAAUAAGGUAAUGAAACGACAGGGGAUCAUUUUGCUGAGGUUGAAGAUGUACCAGACGUACUUUGAACUGUGGAAAGUAAAGCUGCAGCACAGACGGAGAGAAGCUAAACAGACGGAGCGAGCGCUCUGGCACUGGUCCCUCACUCUUCAGGCCAAAGUGCUGUACGGAUGGAGGCUGCUGGUCACAGAGCAGCGCAGGAAACGAGAGCAGGCGGCCCGAGCUGCACAGGUCUACAGGGACCAGCUGCUGAGGGAGGGCGUGACGUGCAUCCUCACCUACGCUGCUCACAUGAACGACCUCACAACGAGCCUAACACAACACAGCCAGGAGCAGAGAUUGCCCAGACAUGCCCAGAGAGUGGUUAGGCGUUGUUUUAUGUGGUGGAAGCAGCGGGCGCUGUGUAAAACACGCAGCAGGCAAGAGGUCAAAGAGCAACCCCCAAGAAAGAGUGUGACCUUCUGUUUGGACACGCCUGGAGUGAAGAGUCUUUCUCCGUCUGACUCAGCAGAGCAGGAGGAUGAAGUUGAAAUGCUUAGCAAGCUGAUGCUCAGCUCCAAGCAUCGACUUCAGCCACGUCGCCGGGAGGAUCUGUUCCUGGAAAUAAACACUGAGAAUCAGUCGGACGUCACAAGCACUGAAGCAGCUCCAAAACCCUCGCAGCUCAGUGGCCGUACAGUGUUGUCCUGCCACCAUCCUGCUCAAGUCUCUUCUACCUCCACAGAUCAGACAAUCAUCACAUGUAAUGUGUCACCCUGUGAGCCUCACACGUCCACUAUGGACUCACCUCACGAGACCCGAGACAUUCUUUUACCCCCCUCUGCUUUCAUGACCCUUGGGGCCGAAGAUAAGGGGGGGACCAGCAGCUUAGGUUUUAGAGAUCGCUCAUUCGUUUAUCCAGACGUACGUCUGAGAGCAUCCAGUGGAAAAGCUGCGGAGAUAGAUCCAGCUUCAGAUCUGACCAGAGAGCUGCUCGACAUCCGGCUGGAAAUGAAGACUUACCAACAGGACAGGAAGCAGCUCCGGGCUUGGCAGAAACUGAAGGAGGUAUUACGAAGCUGGCUGCGGAGCAGCGGAAAGGACGAACAAGUGGAAAAACAUGCUGUUUGUCAAGAGCUGAAGGAGUUGGAGGAGCGCAUCGACAGACUGUCCACCAAACUGGAGAAACAGAAACCAAUAAUGCUUCUCCACAGAGAGAGGAUCCAGCAUUUGCAGACUGUGCUCACAGAUCUCAAUGUGUUUACAACAUUAGAGGAAAUAGUUCUCACACAAUCCAAAAGUGACGACACCUGCUGAUCGUUUGGGACCACGGGGUCAUCUGCCUGGAUCACAUUUCAUAUAACGGCAUGAAGUGAAAGGGAAACCUGUUCACCAGCCGGUUGCUUGCUUGUUUUAACAUUUGUACCUCUUCUGCACUCGUGAGGAUAAAAAGCUUUUUAAAUUUUAUUUCUGUUAAAUAUCCUGUAAACAAAUCCCUCAAAACACAUUAAAGCCACGUUCCUUUCUCUGCUACAUCUACACUUAAAAUCUCCAAAAGCGUUGGCUAGGGGUCGUCCUUGUGACGGCUGGUGCUAAAUAUUUUCCAUAUGUGUGAAAAAAAUGUGACUUUACUGUUUUCAGAGGAGCUGCCUUUACGCAAUGGGUUUUCUAUUUAUCCGUUAGUGCCAGUGCCUCUAAUACUUUGGAAAAUCUAUGCAGGAGUAUCUGGACAGCUGUCUGGUGUGCUCCGCAGACUACGUAAGGCAGGUUUGAGCUACAACAGGCUAAAAAUGCGAGGACUUUAUGCCAUUUUAGUCUUUUUCAUCUUUGUCUGCUGUACCAGAGGUGAGUUUUGUUACUGAACUAGUUUAUUUGCCUACAUUGUUAACUUAUUUAAUGUUCAUAUUCAGUCUCAUUGUGUUGUUCAAAGUAUUUUUAUUCUUUUGUACAUGUUUGGCUUGAUUGUUUCCAAACUGUUUGGAACUUUUUGUGGACUUUAAUAAAAUCUAAAGGCAGCGUUGCA
Larimichthys crocea (large yellow croaker) is the source of this 5186-nucleotide messenger RNA. It is a transcript of the gene sfi1, whose product is annotated as SFI1 centrin binding protein. The transcript is spliced from 31 exons. The record is from RefSeq and is a predicted model, not a curated record. The coding region runs from base 881 to 4480 and encodes 1199 amino acids. Gene Ontology annotation, molecular function: phosphatase binding. Lineage: Eukaryota; Metazoa; Chordata; Actinopteri; Sciaenidae.